This is a messenger RNA of Setaria italica (foxtail millet), 1236 nucleotides long. RefSeq names its product LRR receptor kinase SERL2. Gene Ontology annotation, molecular function: protein binding. NCBI's taxonomy places the organism in Eukaryota, Viridiplantae, Streptophyta, Magnoliopsida, Poales, Poaceae. The transcript has 7 exons. Bases 56 to 763 code for a protein of 235 amino acids. The record is from RefSeq and is a predicted model, not a curated record.
CCGGUCGAGGACCCUUGGCACGCUGUGGACUCGGGCGCUCGGCUGCCUUCGGCAAAUGGCGGUGUCUUCUCCCUCCACACUGAUGUUCCUGGUCCUCAUCUCUUCCUCCUCAAGCGCCCUCCUUGUUGCCCCCGCUGGUCCGAAUCCGAACUAUGAAGUGGUAUAUCUGAUGACGAUCAAGAACCUCCUCGAGGACCCCCAGGGCGUGCUCAAGAACUGGGACAUGAUGUCUGUGGAUCCCUGCGACUGGAACUUGGUCACCUGCUCGCCAGAGAACCUUGUCACUCGACUGGAAGCUCCUGGCCGGAAUCUCUCGGGCCGCCUCUCCCCGACCAUAGAGAACUUGACCAAUCUUGAGUUACUCCUGCUGCAGAACAACAACAUAACUGGGCCAAUCCCAGCAGAGGUUGGCAAGCUUGCCCAGCUCAAGAAACUCGAUAUCUCCAGCAACCACUUCUAUGGUGAAAUCCCCUCCUCCGUGGCCCACCUUAAAAGCCUCCAGUACUUAGAUUUAUCCUAUAAUAACUUGAGCGGUCCGGUACCGAGAUUGCUUGCAGGAACACUCAAUGUAAUCGGUAAUCCUCUCAUCUGCGGUGCGAAUACGGGGCAAGACUGUUCCAGGACUGCACCGGUGCCAUUGUCCUCCAACCAGAAGAUCUCACAGGCCAGUCUACCGACUGCUAAAGCUAAAAGUCACAAGUUUGCAGUUGCACUUGGUUCCGCGAUCGCUUGCGUCAUCUUCCUCUCCUUUCCUAUAUCAUAGCUGGGAAUAAUCCUCUGAUCUGCGCUGCGAGUAAGGAGAAGGAUUGGAUUGUAACAGCCAGGACCGUAAUGAGAAGAAGCUAGUGGUUGGGGAACAGCAUGAGAGAGUUGAUUCUCUCAUCCAAGAACAGCAUGAGAAGAAGCGACAUAAGCGACAUGAAUAAUUGCUUGGCCAGCCUUGGUGUCUUGUGGCCAGGCUAGUACUGUAUUUUGCAAGCCCAUCUCUUCGUCUAAUGGAUAGGCAGUGCCUCUGCCAUCUUGUAGAAAACGUUCUGCGGCUGCAUCUUUUUUUUUUUUCGCCUUGAUUACAAUAGGUUGUAUGCAAUCUAUCUUUAGCAACCAGGAUGACAUCUGUUUGCUCUACUCCUGUAAUGAACCCAAUUUCCCUAGCGCAAUGCAGGUUUCCAUAUUUUCCUGACCAUAUUAUGCCUGGAAGAAUGACAGGUACCGAGUGUGAGGCGGCUCGGAGUUGGA